AUGCCGUUGAAACGGCAAAGAGAAGAUGGAGAGGAAGAUGAAAUUGACUGCUCCAUCAAACAACCAUUGCUUGAGACCGACGUUGAAGGACAGCAAGUAGGUACAAACGAGGUUAAAAGAAGUACACGAAGAGCAAAUUCAAAAGUCAAGUCAAAGGCAAAGAGCCUCAUCGAUAGGGAAAUUACGUGCAGUUUACCACCGUUGUGCUCGGAAAACCCACAGAGGUUCGACACGUUUGCAGAUUAUGAGCUUCACUAUAUCUCGAACCAUACAAAUACAUGUUUGGAAUGCAAGAAAAACUUUCCAUCGGCCAAACUCUUGGAAUUACAUAUUAGUGAAAAUCAUGAUCCCUUUAUGAAAAUAAAAUUACAAAGGGGUGAACACGUCUUUGGUUGUUUUGUUGAAAGUUGUGACCGUAUGUUUAGGGAUCACAAGAAGAGAAGAUUGCAUCUGAUUGAUAAACAUGAUUAUCCAAAAGAUUAUCUAUUCAGCAUUGUCGAUAGGGGUAUCGGCAAAAAAGAUACUUCUCUAAUUAAGAAGAAUACCAAAAACUAUGACGUUUGGAAACCUGCCUAG
This is a messenger RNA of Pichia kudriavzevii, 576 nucleotides long. RefSeq lists its product as uncharacterized. The coding region runs from base 1 to 576 and encodes 191 amino acids. The transcript has a single exon. Lineage: Eukaryota; Fungi; Ascomycota; Pichiomycetes; Pichiales; Pichiaceae. The record is from RefSeq and is a predicted model, not a curated record.